This is a messenger RNA of Athalia rosae (coleseed sawfly), 1907 nucleotides long. RefSeq lists its product as uncharacterized. Gene Ontology annotation, biological process: replication fork processing; replication fork arrest; DNA replication checkpoint signaling. Gene Ontology annotation, cellular component: replication fork protection complex; nucleus. The transcript has 4 exons. NCBI's taxonomy places the organism in Eukaryota, Metazoa, Arthropoda, Insecta, Hymenoptera, Athaliidae. The coding region runs from base 9 to 1706 and encodes 565 amino acids. Gene Ontology annotation, molecular function: DNA binding. The record is from RefSeq and is a predicted model, not a curated record.
CAACAAAUAUGUCUUCCCCAACUCGAUUAUCAGACUUUGGAGAUGACUUGAUUCCUAACAAUGAGCUGGACGAUGAUAGAUCAGACAAUGGUGGUUAUGCCUCGGACGAAGCUAUUGAAGAUAACAAAUUUGAUGAAGAUGGUCAAGAUACAGAAAAGAGACAGAUUGAUCCUUCAACGAGUCAGAAGCGUAGGACUAUGAAUCCUCAACCAAAGUUAGAUGCCGAACGGUUGAAAGGACCAAAAGGACUUCACAUGAUAGAAAAGCACUUUGAAAACUUCAAAUUCCAUGGCAAAGGUUAUGAGAAGAAAGAUCUGGAUAGUAUGAUGAAAAAACUGGAAUAUUGGUCCCAUAGAAUGUUUCCUAAGUUAGAGUUUGAUGACUUUCUCGGAAGAAUGGAGGUCCUGGGGACAAAGAAAGCUGUUCAAACUCACAUUAAAAAAAUCAGACUUGACUUACUAACCGAUGACAAUGUUGUGGUCAAUGAUUCCGGUGACGAGGAGCCAGAGCCAAGACAAGACUCCACCGAACCAAUAGAUCAAUUCGACGCUUUGAUUGCUGAAGAACUUGAGAAACAAAAACAACUUGCUACCCCACAAAGACCAAAAAACUUUCAGUCUCUCAAUACGGUUACACCAAAAAUUGAAUCAACUACCACUGUUGAAAUUACUCAAGAGAUGAAAGAGAAGAUUGAGAGAAAUAGACAGAUCGCGAUUCAGAAAAGAUUAGCUAGAAUUGAGGCUGAGGAAGCAAAAAAACGAAACGCGGAACAUCAAGAAGAUGUUGUUGAAACUCUGGUUGAAACAGAAAUCAUAAAUCAAAAUCUACAAGAAGAAGUUAACGUUAAAGAUGCGAUGAUCACUGAUGAAUUUGGAACAAUGUCCGCCCCAGUGUUAUACAACUGUAGGAAUUUAAUAUAUUCGAAUUUUCGCCGACGAAAUGCUAUCAGUUGCUAUACUAAAAAUAAUAUACGAAUCUUCACCAGAUGCGGGUUAACGCAAUUAACUUCACAAAAUGUAAUUAAUCGGGACAGGACGAACCUUCGAUGUUUUAGCACAGAGGCCGAUCCAAAUCUUAAUCCAGCUGAAUCUACUUACAAACCGUUGAUGGAUCUUCCUCCAGUUGCUUGGCCAAGAUUUUUCCAAAGUAUCGCAUGUCGGCUUACUUUUGCUCUAGGAUUUCCUGCCAUUGACCCAGAAUUUGACAGAUAUGAAUUCUUCAAUGGUGCAAAGCAAGCUGUAUGUGUUGUGUCUGAUGCACUGUCGAGAGAAGAUUACGAAAGUUUAGAAGGACUUGUUACUCCUGAGGCUAUUGAGGUUCUGAAAAAAAAUAUAUCCGUGAUGACUGCGGUUGAGAAGAAAGAGCUUGUGCUUGAUCCAAAAGACUUCUUCUUUUGCUUUCCAUGGGCGAUCGGAAUGCGGGAAAAGACUGAGCCGCCGUCACGUGAUGUUGAAAUAAUGAUGGUGUUCCAUUUUCUACGUAAUUGGGAAGAUCCCAUAAUUCCUGCCAGGAAGCUGGGCCCAAAUGUGACCGUACAAGAGCUUGAGGCACAACUAGUACCUGUCUAUCGUCAGGUCAUCACUAAUCCAAAGUAUUUCGAUCAUACGGUAGUGGGAAACUAUAGAUUUGUCAGAAACUAUGGUAGUAGUGACUCAUCCUGGUCGAUCAAUGCGUUAAAUCAAUUCAAAAUAUGCCAUGCAGAAUGAUUAUUCACAAGUUGAAAUUGAAAGUAAAAUAAUGUAAAAGUUUUGACUGUACAGUGAUCGACAUAAACGCAAUGUUAGAUAAAAUGAUUAUUUUAUUCGCUCCAAACAGUGUUUGAUGAAAAUCUUUGUACUACCAUUUGGAUGUUUGAACAUGUUAUCUGUUCACUCGUGUCAUCUUGUAAUGAAGAUAUUUUCCAAUAA